Messenger RNA from Closterium sp. NIES-65, 1872 nucleotides. NCBI's taxonomy places the organism in Eukaryota, Viridiplantae, Streptophyta, Zygnematophyceae, Desmidiales, Closteriaceae. The record is from the annotation of a GenBank genome assembly.
AUGGGAAUCGGCCAAUUCAUUGCUCCCUCUCCUCCUCCCCUCCUCCUCCCCCCUCUCCGCUCCACCCCCCUCCUUCCGCUUCCCCCUCCAUUUCCUCCCUUCCCCUCCUUCUUCCCCCCUUCACUCCGCUUCCCCAUCCGCCCUUCCCCCGUUGCCAACCUCCCAGAGCUUCCCCCGACAUGGCGGCAGCGCGCGCAGAGGCGCUGCUGCCGCGCGAGCGGAGCGAGUGUAACCUGCAGGGCGGGCACGAGCAGCACCUGCACCACCACCACCACGGCUUCGGCGACAAAACCAUCACGUUCUGGGGGUGAGUGGAUGGGCUGGGCGCAGCAGCGAAUUCCGGGUAACAAGGGUUUCGCCAGGCGGUUUGAGUACUGCACGCUCGUGCGGCAUUACUUCGGCGAUCGGUGGUACGCGCUCGCGCAGAUUGGGUUCAACGCGGGGCUGCUCGCUUCGAACAUCGCGUCCAUGAUUGUUACAUCGCAGGUCCUAGACUCGGUGGUGUAUCGGCUAGCUGGCACAUCGUAUGGCAUGGACUAUGGGCAGUGGCCGCCCGCGUUUAUUGAGUCCCUUGCAACGGGAGGGGCGGGAGGGAAUGUGUGCGCAUGGGGGACCACCAGCAGCGGUGACUGCAACCGAUCGGUGAUCUCCCUGGGAUUUGUCCUGGCGAUGGCAGUCUGCAUCCCAUUCGCUCGCCUCAACCUAGACGACAACAUGGGCUUCCAGUGGCUCUCCAUGCUCGCCCAGCUGCUCUUCUCCUUUGAGUUUGCCGCCCAGUUCCUCUCCAACCUCCUCCCCGGCUCCCCCAACUACUGCGCCGGGAAUGGGCCUGGCAGAACACCCUUUCUCGGACUCGAUAUAAGUCAGGUGCUAGGGGUGUGUGUGUUUGCAUACUCCUACGUCAGCACCAUCCCCUCGUGGGCCAAUGAGAAGAAGCCAGGUGUCAACGUCAACAGAGCCAUCUGGCUGCCUGCUUCCGUUGGCUGUGCCCUCAACAUCCUACUUGGCCUCCUAGGCGCGUGGGCGUACAAGCUAGUGGACGACGCAGGCCACCCGUUCAAGGGCACAGACAACAUGCUCAACAUGCUGGACGGGCAGGCCGAUGCUGCCACUGCAUGCGGCCACCCCCAUGUGGCCCCAGCAACAGAGUUCUCGGUGUACAUGUGGGGCUUCUUUGGCUACAUCCCGGGAAUUCCCAUUCUGGCCAUCAUGGUGCGCUACAACCUGCAGGCCUCGGGUCUCUUCUCCGACUCAGCUGCCUUCUUCUGGGCGGUUGUCGCGCCCUGGCUGCUCACUGCAUUUUUCUACCAAGCUCAGGUGCUAGUCCAGUUCUGCAACUGGGUGGCCAUCAUCUGCCAGGGAUUCAUCAACCUCGUCGUCCCAACGCUCCUCUUCCGGGCCGCACUCAUCACCUACCCCACCCCUGAAGAGCUCGAAUCCCGGGGCUACCUCCUCGUCUCCUCCUCCCCUCCCUCCUCCACACCCCUCUCCACCACUCCCCCCGCCUCCACACCGCUCCGAACCUCCUCCAGCGCUGAUCGGAGCCUCGUGGGGCUGAUUCAGAAUGUGAUUGCGGCACUCUCUCCCAAGCACUCACCAAGUUCGUCUCAAGGAGGAGCGGGAGUUAUGGAGAGUGAUAUGGAAGGGGCGGGUGCUUAUAAGCAGAUGCCGGAUAGUGCGGGAGGGGAGGUGGGGCGGGAGGGGGAUGUGAUUGUAGAGGGCGCUCGCGUGGUGGUGGAUUCGGAGAGUGACAGUGGGAGUCGCGAUGACGUGGACAACAGGGCUACUGGUAGCUGUCAGCAUCGCCAUCACCCUCCUCUCUCCGUGACCCUGCUUCCCAGAGCUCUAGAGCCCGUAGAGCUCGUAGACUAA